This is a messenger RNA of Aureobasidium pullulans EXF-150, 1874 nucleotides long. Its product is annotated as acetylcholinesterase. The transcript has a single exon. Bases 132 to 1688 code for a protein of 518 amino acids. The record is from RefSeq and is a predicted model, not a curated record. NCBI's taxonomy places the organism in Eukaryota, Fungi, Ascomycota, Dothideomycetes, Dothideales, Saccotheciaceae.
GGUGGAGUCGCGGAUUUUAUCCAAGAGCCGAAUCUCGUGCUGAGAUGCCAGAAGCAAAAGUCUAAGUAUAAAGGCAGGUUGGUUUUACAUCAAAGCCUCUCUUCUUGACUUCUAGUACACUCACCGCCAAGAUGCAUGUUACUUCCUUACUUACAGUUGCAUCUCUCUCUACUGGAUCUUUGGCAUGGCCGAAGUAUGUUUCGCAACAAGAUGAGAUGUCUGUGCAGACUUCAUCCGGUCUCGUUCAUGGAAUCAAGGACUCGAAAUAUCCCAACGUUCGUCAGUUCUUGGGCAUUCCAUUCGCACAACCUCCUACUGGGUCGCUCCGUUUUGAGCCUCCUCAAGCACUUCCUGCGUCUGCCGCAAAGAAGGUGGUCAACAAUACUCAAUUGCCUCCCAGUUGCAUGCAGUAUCUCAACACAGAAAGCCCUGGAGUCUACGUUGACCAAAUCCUCGAAUUUGGUCUGCAAGGCUUGAACCGCACAGGCUCAAUCAGCGAAGACUGCUUGACACUUAGUGUCUGGACACCUACUUCCAACAACAAUCAAUCAUGUCGUAGUAAUGAAUUACUGCCGGUCGAGAUCUGGAUAUACGGUGGCGGCUUCAGUACUGGAGGACAGGACGUCCCUUACCAAAUUCCAAGCCAAUGGGUUGAGCGAACGCAGGACCACAUUGUUGUGUCUAUCAACUACCGCGUCAACAUCUUCGGCUUCCCUAAUGCUGCAGGACUAAGUGACCACAAUGUUGGCUUGCUCGAUCAGAGGGCAGCAGUCGAAUGGGUCCGCGACAACAUUGUCAGAUUCGGGGGUGAUCCCUCUCGCAUGCUGCUCUGGGGUCAAUCCGCCGGCUCGAUCAGCGUAGACUACUACAACUAUGCUUACCCCAAGGACCCCAUCGUCAGUGCCUUCUCAAUGGACUCUGGUACCGCUUUCUCUGUCAUCCAGUCCGUUGACACGCAACACACAAACUUCACAUUUGUAGCCUCUCAACUCGGUUGUGCAAACUCUUCCUCUCCUGAAGCAGAACUGGCAUGUGUUCGAAAGGUCCCUGCUAAGGACAUUGAGGACUCUGUCGCGAACUACCAGAUCAAUGGCACCUCACCAGGAAUCUCUUUCCUCCCUAUCCCCGACGGAAAAGUCGUCUUCAGCAACUACACUUCCCGCGCUCUCGCCGGCAACCAAGCGAAUAUACCUGCUAUCAUCGGCACGAAUGCUCAAGAUGGUGUGCCGUUCGCUCCCUACAGUCCAUCCGGUCCGAACGCCACUCUCGCACAGCUCGCUCUCCUCCGCACUUUCUUCUGUCCUGCCACUGAGAGCAUCCGUCUACGUCAACUGACCAACCGCCCAACCUAUCGCUAUGUGUACUCUGGCAAUUUCUCGAACAUCGCUCCUGCGCCUUGGUUGGGUGCUUAUCACUCCUCGGAACUGCCAUUGCUGUUUGGCACCUACGACAACUUCAGAGGUGCGGGACCGGCAUUGGAGGGACAGACUAGUGUGGCAAUGCAGGAUGCUUGGGUUGCGUUCACCAAAGAUGGAAUGCAAGGUAUUGAGAGCACUGGAUGGCAAGAGUAUGAGGUGUUGGGAGAGAACACUGUGAGGGACUUUGGUGACGGUGUUGCGGUCAAGGAUACAGAUCUCAAGUACUUGGAAGGUCUUUGUGAUGGUUCGAUGCCGAAUUACUCUGCUUGAAAUCUGUAUUCAAGGAAACAUGUAUAUAAUGCUGCGCUAUAUGACAACCGGAAUGAGUAAUAUUUUCGCUUUUGAUAUAUCCUGUCACCUUUGGAUCAGAGUCUACUCUGCACCAUCUCCUCCUUCUGCACAGGGUUUCGAACCUUCUGUACACUCUGCUUGUCCUCUUUCAAACACCCCUCCACA